Messenger RNA from Girardinichthys multiradiatus, 1569 nucleotides. RefSeq lists its product as uncharacterized. NCBI's taxonomy places the organism in Eukaryota, Metazoa, Chordata, Actinopteri, Cyprinodontiformes, Goodeidae. Bases 630 to 1358 code for a protein of 242 amino acids. The record is from RefSeq and is a predicted model, not a curated record. The transcript is spliced from 6 exons.
GAAGAAGAAACAGCAGGACUGGCGCUAAGAUGACGGACCAAGAAAGUACGGUACAAAGCCAGGAAUCACUGCUGAGACAUUUAAUGGAACGUCUUCUAUCCAGAAUUAAUGAAGUUUUAGAUCGGCCACAUUUGGAUUUAGACUAUUUUCAUUAUGUAAUAAAUCAGGAGGUGUUUGUUUUUACACCUGCAUCAACUGUUCUUGAUGUACCUGUGGAUGUUAUGGAAUGCAUUUUAAACCUUCAAGAAAAAAUUCGUGCCACCCUUUCUCAGGCAGAACCUUGUGUUCUUGUCACAGAAGUGACCAGUGGACGAGGGCGACCCAAGUUAGCAGUUUCUGAAGACCUGCUGGCCCAUCUGAUUGGCAUGGCCCUACCAGUGUUAUGCAUUGCAAACUUGCUGGGAGUCAGCAUAUCUACUGUUUUCAGACGCAUGCAUGAACUUGGAUUGUCCACAAGAUCUUCAUUCAGCUGCUUAUCUGACAGUGAGCUUGACAUUGCUGUACGGUCAAUAAAACAUAAGACUGCCAAAUGCAGGAUAUAGGAUGGUUAAAGGCUGUUUACAAGCAGAUGGACACAGAGUUCAGUGGGAUCGGGUCAUGGAGUCUAUGCAGCUGGCAUUUUACAAAGAAUGAUGCAACUUGGGUGCAUAGUCAGAAGGACAUAUUCUGUACCUCAUCCUUUGUCCUUGGUGCAUUUGGACACAAAUCAUAAGCUCAUUAGGUACAACAUAAUCAUCUUUGUGGCAAUAGAUGGGUUCUUCAGAAAGAUUAUGUACCUGGAGCCUGCAACAAACAACACAUCAAGCACCGUUCUUACCUUCUUUCUAAGGGCAGUGGAAAACUAUGGUUGGCCUUCCAGAAUUGAGCGUCUGUGGCGAGAUGUCUGGACCUGUGUAACUCCUCUUUACUAUGAGGUUCUUCACAACCUGGAGGAAAGUGGCCUUCUGGAUUUGUCCAACACUUUGCAUCUGUUUUGUGCACACUAUGUGUUCCUCCCUCGGCUUGCAGAUGCACUUCACACUUUCACAGAAGGAUGGGACAAUCAUCCUUUAAAGUCUGAAGGUGGACUCACCCCUAACCAGCUGUGGACCUUGGGACACAUGCAGAAACCUAUUUGUGAAACUGUAGAUGCUCAGAACCUGGACCUGUUUGGAACUGACUGGGAAACAUCUGAUGGUGUCAGUGAAGAACCCCUUGGAGUUCAAGUCCCAGAAAUUGACUGCCCUCUCUCACCGACUGGGUUGAUCAUGCAGUCCAUGAUCAACCCACUUGCACCAUCUGAAUCAUAUGGUCAGGAUCUGUUUGUAUCAAUGGUUCAGUAUGUUGAAAGUCACUGGGAAACGAGCCACAGCAGUUAACACAUGUAAAAAAGUGUACAUUUGCUAAAAUCCCACAUUAGCAAAUUUGAUUAAUUCUGCAUUAAUGUUACUCAUAAUGUUUGUGCAUAACUGUUCAUCUGUACCUAGUUUUUUUCACUUAUUUGCAUAGAGACCAUCACUUGUAGUUUAUAGAAAUGUAGACUAUGGUGAAACAGUUAAAUAGUGAAAAUUCAAUGAUAUUUUUGAUUUU